CGGUGAACUCUACGCAAGUCAUCAGAUGUGGGGAAGCUGCGACCGCGACCAGGCAGGAUCUGGACCCUGCCCAUUCCGGCCUCAGGCAGCAAAGACUUCCACCGCGCGCUUACCAGCGGCUACUUUUUUUCUGUUCGCCGACGUGCCAGCGUGGGAUGCCCUGGGAGACGCGUUUCACCUCACGUAAUGGAAACCACCUUCUCCCGUCACCUGGACAGGCAAGGCAUUCAUAUGACCUCCUCCUCCCGCUCAUGUCUUUUCCCCCAGACCUUGCCAGACAGCGACAGCUAACCACGACAUUCCACAUCUCCGACCAUGGGUGACCCGGGCAUCUCCAACGGCAACGGCCACAGCCACAGCCACUCCUCUCUCCCCCACAAGAACGAUCCUCACGUCUACCUGGUCGAGGCGACAGAAGAAGAGAAUCUCGCACAACAAGUCGCCAACAGCUCCGAAUGGAAGGGCAUCCUCACCACCCUCGACUCCUACCUCCGUCGAGAGCACAUGCUCGCCAACCAAGACCUCACCAAAGACGGCGCACAGACAUCCUGGGUCCUCGUCUACCAACCCCCCGGCUCUCCCUCCCGACAAGUCCUCUGCGGAUGUGAGACCAUUCGCAAAAUGGCGCUGGUGGGGAGAAACGGAAAGGUUGAGGAGGAAGUGUCGCAUGCUGUCGGCAGCGUCUUCUGUCCUCCUGCCAAGAGAGGCAAGGGCUAUGCCGGACGCAUGAUCAAAGAGUUGGGCGAGAAACUCCGACACUGGCAACCGCAGAAUGGCAAGUCGCCCAUGUUCAGCACCCUCUACUCCGACAUUGGCCGCGACUUCUACGCCGCGCACGCCUGGCAUCCAUUCCCGUCCGCCCAUGUCACCCUCCCCGCCCUUUCCAGCGUUGCCGAUGGCCUUCCUCCCGUCCGCCUUUUGCAGUCUGAAGACCUCCCGGAACUCUGCGACAUUGACGAGCAGAUGACUCGCGCCCGGUUAAGCCGCGCGAAGCACACUCCGGCGGUGGCUAUCCGCCCCAACUACCCCAUUGUACAGUGGCAUCACGCCCGUGAGGAAUACAUCGGGAGGGAAGUGUUUGACCGAAUUCCGCGAAUCAAGGGCGCCGUGGUUGGCGAGGCGGGGUCACGAGUGUGGUGCUACUGGACCCAUGUGUGGACCAAUGCGCAAGAAGACGCUCCCAACACUCUUCACAUCCUCCGGCUCGUUAUCGAAGAUGAAGCCUUCUCCGAUUUUGCACCUGCCACGCCCGAGGCAGCAGCGGAGAAGAAGGGCACGCCUCUUUCCCAAGCGAUCGCGGCUCUUUUCGCCGCUGCUCAGUCCGAGGCGGCGUCAUGGGGAAUGCGAGAAGUGCUGCUGUGGAAUCCCACCUCCACGGCUCUCGCUGCCGCGCAGUUGCUCGAUGGCAAGGCUGCAGUGGAACACCGACAGAAGGAGAGCAUUGCAAGCUUACGAUGGUAUGGGGAAGGGUCUUGGGAAGAUGUCGAUUGGAUUUGUAAUGAGAAAUAUGGCUGGAGUUGAAGAGCUGAUUAGAGUAGAUGGCGAGCCGCAAGGCUGUUACAUACAGAUAUAGAUAGAGGCCUGGGCGCAUCAUCACGAUUUUCCGGCGCAAGACGGAGGUAGUCUUUUUUGCCGGAGAAGCAGGAAAUGCGUAGUUCUUCCAAACAUGACAACCGACUGUUUUGCAGCCUCCGAAUACCGUAAUGCUCUCGUGCUCAAUGGAAAAGAUGGGAGAGGCCGGAGUGAUGUCAAGACAGGCAUUGAUUGCCGCCUCCGCCGGCCGUCGGGCGUUCCGUCCGACCAUUUCUCCAUUCAGCGCGAU
Neohortaea acidophila is the source of this 1822-nucleotide messenger RNA. RefSeq lists its product as uncharacterized. The transcript has a single exon. The record is from RefSeq and is a predicted model, not a curated record. Bases 316 to 1521 code for a protein of 401 amino acids. NCBI's taxonomy places the organism in Eukaryota, Fungi, Ascomycota, Dothideomycetes, Mycosphaerellales, Teratosphaeriaceae.